ACAAGUUGGAAAUAACUUGGGGUUUGGGUUUUGCCUAUUUGUAAUUGGUUUGCCAACUAGGGUGUUUUUUUUUUUUUUUUUGGUUUCAAUUUGGAAAAUUUUUGGUAGAAUUAGCAAAAAAAAUUUUCUUCUAAAUUUCGGAUUAUGUGUUCUCUCUUGGGUUAUAAUUUAUGAUCGGAAAUGGGUUUCUGUAAUUUAUUUGAUUGGUUUAUUAUCAAGUUGUAUUUGGUGGAUAUUAUAAUUUUGAGUAUUCGAAGGUUGGCCUUAUGAAAUUAUAAAGAUUGAUUGAAAUAUUCUGGAAACCUCAUUCAGCUAGAGAUGGACAAUGAUAAUGAUUUCACCUUUUGUCAGGUUAGUUCGCCUGUUAACCAAGAUGGUCUUGACACACAGAAGCUUGCAACAGAUAUAGACAGUAUUAGCAUAAAAGAUGAGCUACAAAAUGGAACCGAUAGUGAUAAGAACAGUGGUGAUAAGUGGAAAGGUACUUUGCCAAAUGGUGCCACCUCCAAAAGGCAGGAAUCAGUUGGUUCUUUGUCUUUCAAUGUUAUUGAUACGUCAUCUUCAAAACAAUCAAAGGAAUCUGUUAAUCGUCUGCCAUCAGAAAACGUUAGAAAAGCUGUAAAGCCUGCACCUCGUGCUAAGGUUCCUUUUGAGAAGGGUUACAGCCAAAUGGACUGGCUAAAGCUUACUCGAACACAUCCCGAUCUUGCAGGACUAAAUGGACAAUCAAAUAAGAGGCUUAUAUCUUUGAACGAAGUCAAACAACAUCAAUAUGAAGGUUCAAUGUGGACUGUUCUAAAAGGACGUGUGUACAAUUUGUAUCCAUACAUGAGAUUUCAUCCUGGAGGUUUCGACAUACUAAAGAAGGCUGUGGGAAAGGAUUGUACAUCUUUAUUCAAUAAAUACCAUGCAUGGGUGAAUGCAGAAUUCUUACUAGAGAAGUGCCUUAUUGGUACUCUGGAUGAGAGUGAAGGGCAGCAACAUUCCAAGGAUAAGAAGUGAUUUAAGGCCAUUCAUCAUAAGAAGCAGAUUAGAAAGUCAACUCUUUUUUCUCAUUUAGUGUUAUAGAUACAAUUUGGCGUAUCUUUGAAUAUACACAUGCAGGAUUUGUUUUUUGAUGGAAAAGUGUAUUUGCUAUGAUAAAUAUUCAUGUAAUAAUUCUACAAAUGUUCAACUGUACAUCUGGAACGAUAGAGAAUGAAUGAUUCGCCAAAAAAAAAGAGAAUGAAUGCUUAGCUGAGAUACCAUUUUAGGUGUCCAGAUUUUAUUUAUUUUA
This is a messenger RNA of Ziziphus jujuba (common jujube), 1276 nucleotides long. Its product is annotated as cytochrome b5 domain-containing protein RLF. The coding region runs from base 319 to 1002 and encodes 227 amino acids. NCBI's taxonomy places the organism in Eukaryota, Viridiplantae, Streptophyta, Magnoliopsida, Rosales, Rhamnaceae. The transcript has 6 exons. Gene Ontology annotation, molecular function: heme binding. The record is from RefSeq and is a predicted model, not a curated record.